AUGGAGGGUGAAAUAAUCGGAAAAUUGCAAACAAGCGCUUUUCAGGAUUGUCUUCAACAGUGCUCCAAACAGAAGAAAUGUACUGCAGUGAAUUUCUUGUUAGGUGUCCAAGAGGAUCCGGUAUGCUUGUUUAUCGAUCGAACCAAAGAAGGAAAUAAAUCGGAAAUGCCAAUCCCAGAAAGUGUAAUUUAUAGUGCAGUAUCUUUCUGCUUUAAUCAAAAGUUGUCGUCACAGUGUACUGAUAGCACUACAUGGUCAUUCGAAAAAUUUCCAAACAAGGAUCUUAUUGACGACAGGUUUGCAGAGAACGCUGAAGGAAAAAUUUCGCUUGAGAAAUGCUUGACCUCUUGUUUGAAUGAGAAACAAUGCAGGGCGGUCUUGUAUAAUGAAAAAGUGGCACAGUGCCGUUAUUUGAAUGUUUCAAUUCAAAAUGUUCACAGUGCAAAAAAAUUCUUCAAACGUAGUGUGGGCGUAGAUUUAUAUGAAAACAAUUGUUUUCCGGAAAAUCUUAUUAUGAAUAUUGCACAGUGUCAGUUCAUCCGAAUGCAAUCAUCCGGUUUCACAGAAAUUUUUGACGAGCGUAUCGCGAAUGUAAGUAGCGCCAUUGAAUGUGAGCAAUUAUGUCUUACGUGGGACAGUGGUAAUUGUCGCUAUUUUACAUAUCACAGAGGAACACACAUGUGUUAUCUGAGUCAUACUUCGCCUCGAACAUUAAACAAGAAUCCUCUACAGAAUUAUGAUUUAAAUUUGUCAUCUGGCGAUCUAGAAGACUGCAUACAGUUCAAAUUAAAGUGUAAACCAGAUCGGAUGCAAAUACAUGGUGCAUCAUUAAAGAUGUUUUCUGGAACACUUAUGACGAAAAACAACAAAAUAGUUUCUUGCGAAAAAAGAUUCUUUCAUGUAUACGAAUUCGAUGCUGAGAUUUUGUAUAAUGAAUGCGGAAUGCAAAAAGCUCUUUUUCCUUAUUUAACUUUUUCAAAUUUGGUAAUGUUAAAGGAAGGUAGCACUGAACUCAUUACUGUCAAGGACAAAUUGUUAAAGGUUGUUUGCCGCAUACAUAAUGAUUUAGAGAUUCCACCGGUUGACCAACAUUUGUCAUUUCAUCUUCGAAAUGAAGAUGGGAAUAUUACAAAACAGAUAUUAGCGAAGAAUAUACAAAUAUCACCGCAGUUACGGAGUUAUGUGACUCAACCCCGAUACACAAUGGAAGUGAUGGAUGCAAACAGAAAUCCGGCAGAAGUGGUACAGAUCGGUGAUGAAGGCUAUCUUUUACUAACAUUACAUGAUAAGCCAAUCAAAUUUUCGAUAAUUGAUUUAUUUGCUCGUGACACGCAAAGUGACAGAACUUUUACAAUCAUCGAUUCUGAUGGCUGCGCUGUUCCAAAUGGAAUGCUCAAAAACACUGAUAGAAUUGAUAAGAAUCAUUUGCAGUUAACCCUCGUCUUUAAUGGUUUCUCGGAUGAGGCCGAUAUUAUCUAUGAAGCUUAUGCUAUACCUUGCGACGAAUUUUGUGGUCCAAAUAGUUGCAACAAAAUGAAUUCCAUAAAAAAUCAACAAACAAAAAUUAAAAGUAGAGUAAGGAAGAGGCGAUCAGUGACGACACAGUCUGAAUCACGACUCUUUGAACUUUCUGGAGAUAUAUACGCUGUAAAAUCAUCAAAUAAGCUCAAGCUUAGAAAGAAGUCAUGGAAAAUAGAAACAGAAAGUAAUGAUAUACGACCAAAGUCAGUCGUAACGCUUUACGAACAAUCGUUAACAGACGUCAGUGAUAGCGCAGAAGGAAAGUCUACCACAGUAAAUCAACUGGUAUGUAUUACUGAAGAUGUAAAGUGUUUAAUAGUUUUUUUGGCACUAUGUCUGCAGGCCUUAGUGUUGGUUGCUAUCAUUGCUGUAACAUACACUACCAUUCAGCACUGGAUGCGACAACAAAAGAACCCAGAAAUUGUCGGACUAAGUCGAAAUAUCGACAAUAAACAAGAGACGAUCAGAAGACUGUCGAGAAGUUGA
Molecule: messenger RNA, 2007 nt
Organism: Brugia malayi
Lineage: Eukaryota; Metazoa; Nematoda; Chromadorea; Rhabditida; Onchocercidae
Gene: Bma-cutl-28
Exons: 16
Coding region: 1-2007 (668 amino acids)
Source: RefSeq, a predicted model, not a curated record